AUGGACAACCAGACCGAGACACAGCAGCCUGCUCCUGCCGCAGCACCCGAAGAAGCUGCUCCUUCAGAUCAGACAGAUGGCGCCUCAGAGUUUCAGAUGGGCUCUGCAUUGCUCGAACCAGAGUUCGAUGUCAAUGUCAAGCUGAACGAUCUCCAACAAGACCCAAACAACCCCCUGUUCUCCGUCAAGGAGUUCCGCGACCUCGACCUCCCCGAAUCGCUCAAGAAGGGUAUCUCUGCCCUUGGCUUCACCAAACCCUCAAAGAUCCAGGAACGCGCUCUGCCCCUGCUCCUCCAGAACCCUCCUCAAAAUCUCAUCGGCCAGUCGCAAUCUGGUACCGGAAAGACGGCCGCCUUCGUCCUCAACAUCCUCUCGCGUGUCGAUCUUCAGCUACAGCAACCACAAGCUCUGGUUCUCGCUCCUUCGCGUGAGCUCGCCAGACAGAUCCUGGGUGUCGUUCAAGUCAUGGGUAGUUUCAUGGAAGGCCUUAGCACAUACCAGGCUGUUCCCGAUCCCUCAACACGCGGCCAGGCCGUCACUGGUCAAGUCGUUGUCGGUACGCCUGGAACAGUCAUGGACUUGGCUCGCAGAAAGCAAUUGAACACACGCGGCAUGAAGGUCCUUGUCUUGGACGAGGCCGACAACAUGCUUGAUCAGCAGGGCCUCGGAGACCAGUGCAAGCGUGUGAAGCAGCUCUUGCCCAAGGACGUCCAGACUGUCCUAUUCUCCGCUACUUUCCCUCAGGAGGUCCUUGCUUUCACCGCUCUCUUCGCCCCCAACGCCAACCAAAUCACCCUUGAACGUACUAACCUUACUGUCAAGGGCAUCAAGCAGAUGUACCUCGAUGUCAGCCAAGACUCCGACAAGUACGACGCACUCAUCAAAUUCUACGGUCUCAUGACAAUCGCCUCAUCCAUCAUCUUCGUCCGCAAGCGUGAGACAGCCGAUGAACUUUCCAAGCGCAUGACUUCAGAAGGCCACCACGUCGUCACCCUGACCGGUGGUCUCGAGGGUGUCGAGCGUGACGCAGUCAUCGACCAGUUCCGCGAGGGCAACGCCAAGGUCCUCAUCACGACCAACGUCCUCGCUCGUGGUAUCGACGUCCAGACCGUCACCAUGGUCAUCAACUACGACAUUCCUGACAAGCCGGCUCCAGGUCGCGGUUAUGUGCCCGAUGCUGAGACCUUCUUGCACCGCGUCGGCCGUACCGGUCGUUUCGGCAAAGUCGGUGUUGCUCUGACUCUUGUACACGACAAGCGCAGUUGGGAAAUGUUCCGCGAGAUUUGCCAGGAACUGUCCAUUAACCCUACUAAGCUCGACACUGACGACUGGGACAAUGUUGAGCGUGUGGUCAAGUCUAUCAUCAAGUCGGGACGCAACAAGAAGGUUGAGGCUGAGACUAUGUUCGGCGAGCAAUCAUAG
Molecule: messenger RNA, 1422 nt
Organism: Aureobasidium melanogenum CBS 110374
Lineage: Eukaryota; Fungi; Ascomycota; Dothideomycetes; Dothideales; Saccotheciaceae
Product: ATP-dependent RNA helicase-like protein dbp5
Exons: 1
Coding region: 1-1422 (473 amino acids)
Biological process (GO): poly(A)+ mRNA export from nucleus
Cellular component (GO): nucleus; cytoplasmic stress granule
Molecular function (GO): ATP binding; RNA helicase activity; RNA binding
Source: RefSeq, a predicted model, not a curated record